Molecule: messenger RNA, 498 nt
Organism: Nicotiana tabacum (common tobacco)
Lineage: Eukaryota; Viridiplantae; Streptophyta; Magnoliopsida; Solanales; Solanaceae
Source: RefSeq, a predicted model, not a curated record
AUGGAAGAAGGACUGACCCGAGAACGCGUACCCGAAUAUACCCUCAUAUUCAGCAAGGAGGACCUCGAGACUAUGAUGGAACCGCACAACAAUGCACUAGUGAUCUCGUUUCUCUUAAGCAACACCAGUGUAAAGCGCGUACUCGUGGACCCAGGUAGCACAACCAACAUAAUCAGGUCGGAAGUAGUAGAACAGUUGGGGCUUCUCAAUCAAGUUGUUCCCAUCCCUCGAAUCCUACACGGCUUCAACAUGAUCGGCGAAGUAACGAAAGGAGAGAUUACCCUCCCGAUCAACACGUCUGGUGCAAUCCAGAACACCGAGUUCCAGGUCAUCGACGGCGACAUGAGAUACAACGCCUUACUCGGCAGGCCUUGGACACAGCAUGAGGGCAGUGCCCUCAACCUUGCACCAGGUGAUAUGUUUUCCCACGAGGGAUGGCAUCACGACUAUACAUGGAGAACAGCCGGCAGCACAAGAAAUUUUUGCGGUCCACCAUGA